Messenger RNA from Daucus carota subsp. sativus, 2251 nucleotides. Its product is annotated as serine/threonine protein phosphatase 2A regulatory subunit B''alpha. The record is from RefSeq and is a predicted model, not a curated record. Gene Ontology annotation, biological process: protein dephosphorylation. Gene Ontology annotation, cellular component: protein phosphatase type 2A complex. The transcript is spliced from 13 exons. Lineage: Eukaryota; Viridiplantae; Streptophyta; Magnoliopsida; Apiales; Apiaceae. Gene Ontology annotation, molecular function: calcium ion binding; protein phosphatase regulator activity. Bases 415 to 2037 code for a protein of 540 amino acids.
AACCUCAGUAUUAAAUAUCAAAUGGUUAAAAUAUGAAGUAAUACAACCCUAAAUAUCAGUGUGAUUUAUCAGAUGAAACAGGAGCUCCUCCGAUCAUCAGAAGUCGAGAGCCAUCGUCUCCACCGGCCCCACUCCCUCCUUUCUCGAUCUUAGCGCUCCACGCCACAUAACUUUUAUCAAACUUUAAUUCGAAACCUCUAUUCAAAGUUUAUGACCUUUGACUAAUCUCUCUCUCUCUCUCUCUCUCCCUCUCUCGAUCGAAUAGAUUCUUAUAUUCGACUCGUCUCGAAUUUUGAAGAAUUCCAGCUAGUAUUUGACAAUUCAAUCAGCUGAGACUUGUUUUUAGUCAUUGAUUUUGAGAUCUAGGGUUUUGAAUUGAGUAGCUAUUAUAUUCAAUUGUGCGCGUGUGUAUAUAUGGUUGUGAUGGAAAUGGAUAUAGCGAGGGAUGUUACGGAUUUGGACCCGGAGUUGUUGCAGCUGCCAGAGGUGUCUCCUCUGGCGCUCAAAACAAGUCCUCAAAUUGCCGAGGAGCUCUUUGGACAGUGGUUGUCGUUACCGGACACCGGUAGACUGGUAAAAUCAUUAAUAGAUGAUGCAAAAACGGGCACCAGUUUUGGUGCGUCAGGGAACUCCACCUCUACAAAUGCUUCUGGGAUUAGUCCAUUGCCUUCUCUCUUCCCUGCUGCUAAUACGCCUCCACUUUCACCAAGAAGUGCUGUAGGUUCUCCUCGAACUAUGAAGCAGAGGGCCAGUUUUUCUUCGUUGGGUUCUCCGCUAAAAUUGGUCAAGGAAAAUGUGCGGGAAGUCAUACCACAGUUUUAUUUCCAAGAUGGUCCUCCUCCAUCAGAGGAGCUAAGAGUACAGUGCAAUUCUAGAGUUGAUGAAAUUUUUAACAGAAAUAUGGAUGGUUUACAAGUAAAUGAGUUCAAAACUGUCACCAAGGAUAUAUGUAAACUACCCUCUUUCCUUUCCACCACACUUUUCUUAAAGAUCGACACCAACUGCACAGGGCUAGUAACCAGAGAUGCAUUUAUUAAAUACUGGGUUGAAAGCAAAAUGAUAACAAUGGAUGUAGCUACACAAAUAUACAAAAUCCUAAAGCAACCAGACUGCAAAUACCUUACUCAGGCUGACUUUAGACCUGCUCUUAAAGAGCUUUUGGCUACCCAUCCAGGAUUGGAAUUCUUGCAGAAUACUCCGGAAUUUCAGGAAAGAUACGCUGAAACUGUCAUAUACAGAAUAUUCUACUACAUCAAUAGAUCUGGAAAUGGCCAUCUUACUCUGAGGGAGCUCAGACGGGGAAACUUGGUUGCUGCGAUGCAGCAUGCAGAUGAGGAAGAGGACAUUAACAAAGUUCUGAGAUACUUCUCAUAUGAGCACUUCUAUGUCAUAUAUUGCAAGUUCUGGGAACUGGAUACAGACCAUGAUUUCCUGAUAGAUAAAGAGAAUCUCAUCAAAUACGGUAAUCAUGCACUCACAUACAGGAUUGUUGACCGAAUAUUUUCACAGGUUCCGAGAAAGUUCACGAGCAGUAUUGAAGGGAAGAUGGGUUAUGAAGAUUUUGUCUAUUUUAUGCUAGCAGAAGAGGACAAGUCGGCUGAGCCUAGCCUUGAGUAUUGGUUUAAGUGCAUUGAUUUAGAUGGCAAUGGAGUUCUCACACGGAAUGAAAUGCAGUUCUUUUAUGAGGAGCAACUGCAUCGGAUGGAAUGCAUGGGCCAAGAGCCUGUUCUUUUCGAGGAUAUUUUGUGUCAAAUAGUUGAUAUGAUUUCCCCAGAGAGAGAAGAUUACAUUACCAUACAGGACUUCAGAGGAUGUAAACUGUCAGGAAACGUUUUCAACAUACUUUUUAAUCUAAACAAGUUUAUGGCUUUUGAAAGUCGUGAUCCAUUCCUAAUUCGUCAGGAACGGGAAGAUCCAACUCUAACAGAGUGGGACCGUUUUGCGCACAGAGAAUAUAUCAGGUUAUCAAUGGAAGAAGACGGGGAAUCAAAUGGGAGUGCCGAGGUUUGGGAUGAAUCACUAGAGGCCCCAUUUUAGGUGAUUGAGCUGUGGAUUACUUUUUUGGCACCACCCCUUAACUGGGGUUGAUUGCUAAUUUUCACGAAUGGUACUCAAGUCGCUGGAAAUCUGGGUUAAUAUAUUCCAUCUUUGGCCAUGUCACCUGAUGCUAUUUGACCAAGUCUGAAAGGCUUUUAUGGCUUUAUGCUAUUUACUGCAAAACAAAAGCUGCUUCUGGAGUAUCAACCACAUG